UCAAUCUUUUUUAUUUUCUUGUACAUUCGAAACUAUAAUCUGGUGGGUCCAUAAGCUUUUGAGACCCGGUUAUGCUAACCGCAUUUUAAACUCUAAUCUCAAAACUUCUUUGGGGUUUCUUUUGAGAAGUAUCAUUAAGAGGAAGGCUUUCAAUGUUUUACGUAAGCUUCCUGUAUUUAGUGAAUACUAUAAUAGUUGGGCCUUUAUUCAACAAGGAGCUCAACAUUUUCUGUACGUAAGCGACGGAGCAGACUCCGAAGUAGAGCGGCGGAAGCCACGUCGCUUCACCGCCCAUGGCGAACACGACCUGCUCGAACACCAUGGCGAGCAUCAGAACCGCCAUCAUCAGGGCUCAGCAUCUACUUUUUCGGUCACGGCCAAGAUAUGAUUAUUCCAAUGUUGAUAUAACUGCUAGUGAUCUCAUUAACCGGCUUUCUUUCCAGGCGCAACAAGAUAUCUCGUCGGUGAUGAAAAUAGCAGGCGAAACGAAGAAGAAGCUUGGAACUUUUGCCUCUGGCAUCUUCAGUGAUCUUCAGGAUAGAAUGCUGUAAGAAGAAAACGAGGUCUCUCAUGGUUUAAUAUUUUUACAGAGAAGAACGAAGUAGACGCAGCUCUUUGGAACUGGGACGUGGCCUAUUGAUGUUAUCAUCACCCUAUAUGGAUACUAUUGGAUAUGUCAAAUAUCCUUUUAUCAAUAUUUUGUUUGUUUGCAGAAAAAAGAUUUAAUUGUUAUGCUAAAGAUGAUAUAUACAGCCGUGUUUUUUAAUGUUAAUCCUGAAAAUAAUUGAAAGAUUAUAGAAACUUUUGACAAUGAC
Molecule: messenger RNA, 815 nt
Organism: Brassica oleracea var. oleracea
Lineage: Eukaryota; Viridiplantae; Streptophyta; Magnoliopsida; Brassicales; Brassicaceae
Product: probable ADP-ribosylation factor GTPase-activating protein AGD8
Exons: 3
Coding region: 294-551 (85 amino acids)
Biological process (GO): COPI coating of Golgi vesicle
Source: RefSeq, a predicted model, not a curated record